Protopolystoma xenopodis is the source of this 297-nucleotide messenger RNA. Lineage: Eukaryota; Metazoa; Platyhelminthes; Monogenea; Polystomatidea; Polystomatidae. The record is from the annotation of a GenBank genome assembly.
AUGCGUAUUUUUAGGAGCCCAGGUUUACCGUCAAAUGAUGGCAUCUCUUCUUUGGCCCCUACCGCCACUAGCAUUUGGGAUACGUGCGAUGACAUGGAUCUGUGCAUGGAAAACACUGCACUUGACUCCCAUCUCGAAAAGGAUGCAAAGUUGGAUGAUCUCCAUGUGCCGGUUGAUAAUGUGGAAUCGAUUGAGGAAGCUUCAAUGGUCGACGAUUCGUCUGUUGAGGCCAAGACAAUGUGGUGGGAUUCCGACCUUAAAGAUGGAGUUGAUGCAGCUGUGCUACUCGAGGCGUAA